Molecule: messenger RNA, 504 nt
Organism: Megalops cyprinoides (Indo-Pacific tarpon)
Lineage: Eukaryota; Metazoa; Chordata; Actinopteri; Elopiformes; Megalopidae
Product: ubiquinol-cytochrome-c reductase complex assembly factor 2
Exons: 4
Coding region: 37-423 (128 amino acids)
Biological process (GO): mitochondrial respiratory chain complex III assembly
Cellular component (GO): mitochondrial matrix
Source: RefSeq, a predicted model, not a curated record
UUCCCGUGUUCGCACUGAGGUCUCUGGAACGGCAGAAUGUCUGUAACUCGGUACCGUCGGUUUCUUAAACUGUGCGAAGAAUGGCCGAGAGACGAAUCAAAGAAAGGCAGGGAUUUGGGGACUUUUUUACGACAAAGGGUGGCCCAUGCGUUUCGCGAGGGUGAAAACACUCAGAUAUCAGACCCAGAGAAGUGUGAUCAGAUGUACGAGAGUUUGGCCCGUAUCAACAGCAAUUUCUACAGAGAAAAGUUCCCUCGUGCAAAGGACACAAGCUUUACAGGUGUGACAGUCGAAGAAUGUAGAGUACUUUUAUCUACAGGCAGCAUGCAGAACAUGGAUGAAGAGAAGAAGGGUUUGUGGAAAACGCUGAUGGAACGGUUUUCCUCCAAGUCGCCAGAAGAGGAAAAGGGCCCUGAAAAGUAGCAUUCUGCGCAGCACAGCACUCCCCUUUCUGUAUUUAGUCCCUUCCGUACAUUAGAAAUUAAAAGCUUUGUUUUCUCAUUA